Molecule: messenger RNA, 1515 nt
Organism: Fulvia fulva
Lineage: Eukaryota; Fungi; Ascomycota; Dothideomycetes; Mycosphaerellales; Mycosphaerellaceae
Exons: 2
Coding region: 1-1515 (504 amino acids)
Molecular function (GO): flavin adenine dinucleotide binding
Source: RefSeq, a predicted model, not a curated record
AUGGCAACUAUUGCGGGUGUUGCAGGUGUGCAAUUCCAGAAAGGCAGCCAGUUCUGGGAGAACGACAAAUACCAGUAUGCGUCCUCUGCGCAUGGUAUGGACCAUGACAUGAAUCCGGCUCUCAUCGUACAAGCAACCAACAAAGAAGACAUCAAAGCCACUCUGAGUGCCAGCGAUAUGAAAGUUCUGCAAGCCUCGAAGCAGGAAGACGUUGACCUGGUGGAGCGAGCCACUGGCCAACUUCUUACCAAGGACGACAGGAGGGACUUCGUCUUCACGAGCGUCAGCCACAGUUUGAUGGAGUUCAAUACAUUUCUGGGCAAGAACAAGCUGUUCGUUCCUCACGGCCAAUGCUCGCACGUUCAUCUCGGUGGCCACGUCCACACAGGUGGUUAUGGUCAGCUUGGGCGCAGCUUUGGACUCUUCGGCGACCAUGUUUGGGCUUUCUGGACGAUCAAUGCUGAUAGCCAGGAGGUCUUCGUCACCAAAGGAAGCGAUCCCGAACUCUUCUGGGCCACUCUAGGUGGCAGUCCUGGCAACUUCGGUGUAACAACCCACGUUCUCCUCGAAGUUCACCGAGAUGCGCACUACAAAGGCUCUCUCGGCCUGAAAGCUAUGCAUCUAUACAACAAGAAGUCCGUUGCACGACUUGUAGGCAUGGUAGCCGAAAUGAGCGACAACCCAGACUUCCCACGCAACUACGACCUCUGCGUCAGCGUCCUCAGCGGCUCUUUCCCACUCUGCGCACUCUGGCCAGGCCUCGACUCCGAAAUCAAGGAAGAACAGCCCAGCAUCUUCGGCGAAGACAACAUGCUCGGCUGGCCCCGCAUCAUCGUAGUCUACGCCCAAUGGGUCCCCUUCAGCCCCACCGACAAGCCCGACAUGACAUGGUUCUCCCGCCUCCAAGACGGCGCCAUCCGCCUCUACCAAGAAGGAACCUUGCAGAAACCCAUGUCCGAGCUAACGCCCAUGUGGCUCUUCCGCGACGUGCGCGAAUUCGAUCUCCCCUAUGUUAAACGCACCUACCUCACCAAAUCCACGCCUCUGCAAAAGGACAACUGGGUCCCCUGGAUCACCUCCCGCAUCGACGAAAUCGUCGCCCCACUCGAUAACUACCUCUGUUUCUCCUGCCAAAUCCAGGCCUUCGGCGGGAAAAACAGCAUGUUCACCCGCAACGCCGACAAUGGCACGUCGUACAGCUGGCGGGACUCGACGAUGUGUUGUACCAUCGAUGCGUUCCACUGCAGUGGUCAUAAGCAGGCUGCUGAGGAUUGGCAGGCUGAGAAUGAUCAGGUGGGUGUGGGGCCUGGUGGGAUUUUUAGUAGGCAGGAUCGGAGGGUGUUGUGGGGGAGUUAUGGGAGAAGGGAGGGGGAGGAUGGGUUUGAUUUGGAUAGUGUUUGGGAGAGGUAUUAUGAUGACCGCGGGAAGUAUGAGAGGUUGAUGAGGGCGAGGGCGAAGGCGAAUCCGUAUGGGACUUUUACGCCGAAUUCGUUUUGUGUUAAGAGGGCGGCGUAG